Molecule: messenger RNA, 1923 nt
Organism: Trichomonas vaginalis G3
Lineage: Eukaryota; Parabasalia; Trichomonadida; Trichomonadidae
Product: surface antigen family
Exons: 1
Coding region: 1-1923 (640 amino acids)
Source: RefSeq, a predicted model, not a curated record
AUGGCUACUGUUGAAGAUCGUAACGGUGGGAUAUAUACAUCAGAUUACACUACACUUUCGGGCACCAUAUCUGGUGCUACAAAUGUAAUUAUUAAUAGUCAAGCAAAAUAUAUUGGUGUAAGUGCGUUCAAUAAUUGUACAAAUACUCUUGUUUCCUUUUCAUUCCAGGAAAAUCCCAAUCUUAUUGAAAUCAGAAAUAAUGCUUUUUCCGGGUGCAUUAAAUUACAAACUAUUGAUCACCGAGUAUGCCAAAAAUUAACAACAAUUGGUGCUUCUUCAUUUUCAGGUUGCAAAUCAUGCACCAAUCUUUAUUUACCAUCAAGUUUGACAACUCUUGGCGAUUCUGUGUUCAAAAAUCUUAAUAUUGCUUCCAUUGAUCUACCAGAAAACCUCCAAAGCAUCCCAAGCAACUGCUUUUACGGUGCCACUAGUCUCACAACAAUUAAUAUUCCAAUUGAAAGUCGAAUUUCAUCAAUUGGCAAAUGGUUUGGGAUCUAUGUUCCUCUCACCAUUUUCACCAUCACCAAAAAUGUAAUCUCAAUCUCAGAUGCCGCUUUUGAGCUCUGCAAAGUCUCAACUAUUUCCGUAAGUUCCCAGAACAAUGUUUUCUACUCUCAAAACGGCAUUGUUGUGGAAAGGAGCACAUUAACAGCAAUGGCCUACCCAUGGGGAAAAACAGACCCUUUGAUCAUACCUGAUAAUAUAAAUGCAAUUAAAGAUAGCGCUUUCUCAAAUUGUCAAUUUACUUCUGUCACUUUUCCUCAACAAUCUCUGACAAAAAUUGGCUCUUACGCGUUUCGUGGGACACCAAUAAUCACCAUUGAAAUACCAGAUACCGUCUCCGUUCUUGGUGUUUAUGCGUUUUCCUCUUGUUCAAAAUUGACAAAAGUAAAAUUGCCAAAUUCAAUAAAAUCUUUACCAGAUUAUUGUUUUUAUAGCACCAACAUAUCAAACAUUGUACUUCCUAAUACUAUUACUACACUUUACAGCUUUUGUUUUGUAAAUUGUCCAAAUCUUAAAGAAAUUACUUUGCCAGAUAGCCUCAAAUCUUUGAACGGCAAAGUAUUUGAUGAUACAAUUGAAAUAAAUUUCGGAGAUAACUCAAAUCUUUACAUCGACAGCCAAUUUUUAAUUAUUGACAAACAAAACACGACAAUCAGCCAAUAUCUUGGCGAAAAUAGUAAAAAUAUAAAUAUAAAUAUCCCGUAUACAGUCACAACAAUCAAAAAAGGUGCAUUUAAAGAUAAAAAUCUCAUUUCAAAAAUUAUAUUUCCAGUAAAUUCAAUGUUGGAGACGAUAGAAACAGAGGUAUUCUCCAAUUGUAACAAUUUACAGUUUAUUUCAUUACCUACAACAACAAUAAAGUCUCUUGGAGCAAGUUCAUUUUAUUGUUGCUAUAAAUUAACAGAAUUUGUCAGUGGAAUUCUCACAUCAAUUGGUAAAUCAUGCUUUUAUAGCUGUAUCAAUCUCAAUAGAGUUCAAAUUCAUGAGUCUUUGUCUUUAUCUGUUUUACCAAACUCAUGUUUUAGUCAGUGUUCAUCAAUUAGUACAAUAACAUUGCCAAUCAACUUAAACUCGAUAGAAGAAAGUUGUUUCAUGGAUUGCAUUUCAUUAUCUGAAGUAGUUUUCCCUGCAAAAUUAAAUUCUUUAGCAGAUUCUUGUUUUUCGAACUGUUCAUUAACGAAAGUUGAUUUAUUUAAAUGCACUUCACUAACUGUUAUUAGUAAUAACGCAUUUAAUUCUAACUUUAACUUAGAAUUAGUAAUAUUACCACCAAAUUUAGAUAAAAUCGGUAGAUAUGCAUUUUCUGGCUCCGCUAUCACUAAUUUGUCGCUGCCUAAUAGUGUUUCCAUACUUGAUCAGUUCUCUUUCAUGAAUUGCAAACAGUUGUCACUUUUUCAAUUCCACAAAACUCGCAAUUAA